Molecule: messenger RNA, 528 nt
Organism: Geosmithia morbida
Lineage: Eukaryota; Fungi; Ascomycota; Sordariomycetes; Hypocreales; Bionectriaceae
Product: glutathione S-transferase
Exons: 1
Coding region: 1-528 (175 amino acids)
Source: RefSeq, a predicted model, not a curated record
AUGCCACCAACAUGCUCACCGUCCACCAUCUCCUUCAUUGCCCCCGUCAUCCAAGAUGGCGAUAUCACACUGGCCGGGACGGGUGCCAUAGUCGAGUACGUUCUCGCCAAGCACGGCAACAAUAGUCUCAAUAUCCCUCUCACGGCCGUAAACCACGCAGACCAUCUCUAUCACUGGCACUUCAUCAAUAGCAGCCUGCAGCGCACCAUCCUAGCCGCCUUCAUGACUGCUAGCGCCGACGGCCCAGAUGCUUCCAAGACUGCCAAGAUUAUUGAUGGAAGGAUCAAGGGAGCCAUGCGGAUUCUCAAGAAGUCACUGGGGGGUAAUUAUUGGCUCUUCGGAAAAGAUUUUACGACCACAGACAUCAUUCUCGUCUUUUCGCUGACGCCUUUGAAGUUGUUCUUACCGUUCUAUGAGCUCAAGAAUUACCCCGCUAUUCUGGGUUACCUGAAGAGGGUGCGUGCUCGGGAGGCGUACCAGACGGCCAUGACCAAGAGCGAUGGGACUGUCCCCGGCCUUGAGGUAUAG